Molecule: messenger RNA, 372 nt
Organism: Peronospora belbahrii
Lineage: Eukaryota; Oomycota; Peronosporomycetes; Peronosporales; Peronosporaceae
Source: the annotation of a GenBank genome assembly
AUGGGGUGCUGCUCAUCCAAGAAACAGCUCGCGACAGUCUCGGAGCCUGUACAAUCUCGUCCAAGUACACGUCCACUGCCCUUAAGAAAUGUUCAGAUACUAGGUGGUAAUUCCUCGACCAACAGCCCUGAAUUAUCAGCUGCAGAGAAACGUGUACGAGCAGCGGCAGCGGCCGAGGCCCGUAAAGGAGAUUGGCGACAGGGCGGCCAUGCAGACCCCGAGAAAGCGCACAACAUUGCACAACGCCGUGAGAAGGAUGAGUUGUUGGCUAAGAUAUAUAAUAAAUACACAACACUGGGCAGAGAACCACCGAUUGGACUGCCGUCCUGCGACUUGGAACAAUUGCGCCGUCACUUCGAAACUCUGCGCUGA